Colletotrichum orchidophilum is the source of this 1215-nucleotide messenger RNA. RefSeq lists its product as uncharacterized. The transcript is spliced from 3 exons. The record is from RefSeq and is a predicted model, not a curated record. Lineage: Eukaryota; Fungi; Ascomycota; Sordariomycetes; Glomerellales; Glomerellaceae. Gene Ontology annotation, molecular function: oxidoreductase activity. The coding region runs from base 1 to 1215 and encodes 404 amino acids.
AUGUAUUUUAUACCCCUUGUUGCAGCCAUCGCCAUUUACGCGUUCCUAGUUCGGGCGCUACGAUAUCGACGCCGCGAUGGUUUCCAGCGGAGAUUCCCGCAGUACCAAACACGGGAAGAGAUGGCUUCAUUGCCAUUAUCAGAAGCCGCUUCAGUGCUGCGUGAACUGUCCGAGAGGGAAUUUCCCGUAACCUUCUAUACUUCUGUUUCCUUCGCACUAUUCAAGACAUAUGGGAUCCCAACGAUCUCCAAACUUUUGGUAGCCACGAGCCAGCUUUCGGGAGAUCGCACGGCCUCAAAGCGUAGAACAGAUACGGGAGUCCUGAUGUUUGAAAUCAUCUACAACGCACCAGACUCCAGACGCAACAUCGACGCCAUCUCUCGUGUUAACUUCCUUCACAGCCGCUGGAGGCAAGCCGGAAAAAUCUCCAAUGACGACAUGCUCUACACCCUCAGUCUCUUUCUCCUCGAGCCCCUGCGCUGGAUAGCAUUAUACGAAUGGAGGGACCUGACCAUGUUCGAGAAGAACGCUUUGGCUAUUUUCUGGAAAGAUGUGGGCAACGAAAUGGGCAUCUCCUACGAGUGCUUGGUUCCCCACAUGAACCAAAAGGACGAUGCUUUGGCAUGGCUUGAAGCGCUCAAAAAAUGGUGUUUGAAGUACCAGGAGCACAACAUGGUCUACGCCAUCUCAAACGAAAAGCUGGCACACGCGAACGUGACUCUCCUCCUCAUGGAUUUCCCCGAGUUUAUGCGCAAUUUCACAUUCAGACAGUUGCGUUGCUUGAUGGAGCCCCAAUUGCGACAGGCCAUGGGGUACGAAACCCCAAGCAAGCUGGACUUCUUCAUCUUCGACAAUCUCGUAGCCUUCAGACGCGGCUUCCUCAAGUUUUUCUGCCUUCCGCGACCAAAAUGGUGGACAAAUCCUGUCCUCAAAGAUGUCGACGAAAAGACCGGCCGAAUGUAUUUGACGAAUUACCUCGCGCACCCAUACUAUAUCAAGCCGAGCUUCUACUGGCGAUGGGGUCCCUCUGCUCUAUACACUAGGCUGAUUGGCGGGCAUUUGCCGGGCGAUGAAGGUUCAAAAUACCACCCAGAUGGAUAUACUAUUCCAGAGGUCGGUCCCGACGCGCAGCGGUGCAAAGGCAAGGACUAUAUGGACCGUACGAGAGAGAGGAUCAGUCAAUCCAGGGGCUGCCCCAUGGCAUUUCAGGCAUGA